UUUUCCUCCCUCUUUAUUCUGUUUUCCAUAUCCAUCACAUAGAUACUAUCUGUUCAAUUGAUUAAAAGUAAUAAUAAUAAUUGGGAAAAAAAAAAGAUGGUUCAAGGGAGUCGAAAAAACGGUAUUCGCGUCUGCAUCGAUCGAGGUGGCACCUUCACAGACUGUGUAGCCUCGAUCCCCGUCCCCGUCUCUGAGGAACAUCCAACAGGCCGUAAGGAUUUGGUCAUUAAGCUCCUCUCAGUUGAUCCUAAUAAUUACCCAGAUGCUCCUCGUGAGGGAAUCCGACGCAUUCUUGAGAUCGCAACAGGCAAACCCCAUCCGCGUGAUCAGCCUGUAGCUACCGAAAACUUGGAAUCUAUCCGUAUGGGAACAACAGUGGCAACAAAUGCACUUCUGGAGAGAAAGGGAGAGCGCAGCGCAUUAUUAAUCACAAAAGGAUUCAAGGAUCUCUUGUUAAUCGGCAACCAAUCGCGCCCCAAGAUCUUUGAUCUGUCCAUUACCAAACCUGAUGUCCUCUAUCAGGCCGUUGUCGAAGUGGAUGAGAGAGUAACGCUGGUCGGAUAUACCUCAAGUCCCAUGGGCAUUGUCGAGAAUAUUGAUUCCAAUGAUCCCUCAUACGUCAAAGGGGUUUCGGGGGAAUACGUUCACAUCCUUCAAAAGCCUGAUAUGGAGAAGGCUAAGAAGCAGCUUCAAGACCUCUAUGAUCAAGGGUUCAGGAGUAUUGCCGUAUGUCUGCUUCAUUCGUAUACCUUUGUUGACCAUGAGCAGGCCAUAGGCGCUUUGGCGGAGAAGAUCGGAUUCACUCACGUCUCGCUCUCAUCAGCUAUCUUACCCAUGAUCAAGAUGGUACCUCGCGGAACCUCGGCAACCGCGGAUGCAUACCUAACGCCAUGUAUUAAGAAGUAUGUAGACGGCUUCGUGAGCGGAUUUGACGAGAACUUGACAAAGGAUGUAUCCCUCCAAUUUAUGCAAAGUGACGGAGGACUCGUCCCUGUUAAUCGGUUCUCUGGGUUACGGGCUAUUCUCUCUGGUCCUGCGGGAGGAGUUGUUGGCUACGGAAUGACAGCCUACGAUAAAAAAGAGGGUGUUCCUGUCAUCGGGUUUGACAUGGGAGGCACUAGCACAGAUGUCUCUCGUUUUGGCGGCAAGUAUGAGCAUGUCUUUGAGACCACUACUGCUGGAGUGACGGUUCAGGCUCCACAACUGGAUAUCAACACCGUUGCCGCAGGAGGCGGAUCCAUGCUAUUCUUCAGGAACGGGACAUUUGUUGUUGGGCCAGAGAGCGCUUCUGCUCAUCCUGGGCCUGCUUGCUACCGCAAGGGCGGUCCAUUGACUGUCACAGACGCCAACUUAGUCCUUGGCCGUCUCAACCCUGAUUACUUUCCCAAGAUUUUUGGUCCCAAUGAGAACGAGGGUCUCGACAUCGAUAUUGCACGUAAAAAAUUUGAGGAGCUGACAAAGGAGAUCAACGAAUGCAUGGCCAAAGAUAAGGCAGCCGAAGGCUCAAAGUGGACCCCAAUGUCUGUCGAUGAGGCUGCAUACGGAUUCAUCAAAGUUGCUAAUGAGUCCAUGUGUCGUCCUAUCCGUGCGUUGACUGAAGCAAAGGGACAUGAUGCCUCCAAGCAUAUCCUUUCAGUAUUUGGUGGCGCUGGAGGCCAACACGCCUGCGCUAUUGCACACGCAUUGGGUAUCUCCAGCAUCUUUAUCCACAAGUAUUCGUCUGUCUUGUCUGCUUAUGGACUUUCUUUGGCAGAUGUUGUCUACGAGGCACAGGAGCCCAGCUCAGAGACCCUGUCUGAAAAGUCACUCCCUGCGAUUAAAGAAAGAGUCAAGUGCCUGGUCGAUCAAUGCCACAAAGAGCUUGAGAGCCAAGGCUUUGAAAAGGACCAUAUUGAAUGUGAGAUCUACCUCAACUUACGAUACGAUGGUACAGACUGCGCUCUGAUGACGCUCAAGCCGCAAGCAGAGGAUGAUUGGAACUUCUCCAGCGCAUUUGUUGAGAACUACAAGUAUGAAUUUGGAUUCCAUUUGCCAGACCGCGACAUCAUUGUAGACGACAUCCGUAUUCGCAGUAUUGGAAAGUCAGCUCAGUCUUCUAUACUCUCUGUUCAGGAGGAGAUCAAGAACUUGAAGGUCAAGCCAGUGGAUCCCUCUUUGGCUGAGGAAACGACCAGCAUUUACUUUGAGGGUGGUCGCAAUGACAAGACACCUAUUUACUUGCUUGAGAAGUUACCAGUCGGGGUAUCUAUUGAAGGACCUGCUAUCGUCAUGGAUGCUAAUUCGGCUAUUCUGAUUCAGCCAUUCUGCACUGGACUCAUUACUUCUGAUACGGUUGUGAUCACCAUUGGUGAUGGACAUAAGUCUCAGGUGACGACUGAGAUGGACCCCAUUAUGUUGGCUGUGUUUGGUAACCGCUUCAUGUCGAUUGCAGAACAAAUGGGUCGCACCUUGCAAAAGACCGCCAUUAGUACCAAUAUCAAGGAACGUCUAGAUUUCUCCUGUGCUUUGUUUGGGCCAGAUGGUGGUUUGGUUGCGAAUGCUCCUCACAUCCCUGUCCAUCUGGGAUCGCUUUCGCAUGCUGUGCAAUACCAGAUGGAGUAUUACAAAGGUGAUAUUCAAGAAGGCGAUGUAAUUAUGACUAACCACCCUGCUGCAGGAGGGAGCCACCUACCCGAUAUCACUGUCAUCACACCAGUCUUCAAUGAAGGCAAGAUCGUCUUCUUUGUGGCAUCGCGUGGACAUCAUGCCGAUAUCGGAGGCAUUCUCCCAGGCUCCAUGCCGCCCAACUCGAAGGAACUUUACCAGGAAGGUGCUGCUAUCCGAUCGCUAAAGUUAGUCUCCAAAGGUCAUUUUGACCUUGAAGGCCUAACUAAGGUGCUGGUGGAGGAGCCCGCCAAGUAUCCUGGUUGCAGUGGAACUCGUUGCCUACGUGACAAUGUAUCGGACUUGAAAGCCCAAGUGGCUGCAAACCACAAGGGCAUCGGUCUUGUCAAGGGGCUGGUCGCAGAGUAUGGGUUGGAUGUAGUCCAGGCCUACAUGAUGCACAUUCGUAAGAAUGCCGAGAUGGCAGUGCGCGAUCUCCUCAAAGGAGCCCUGCGUCGGUCUGAAGGCAAAGACCUUGUUGCGACUGAUUUUAUGGAUGAUGGAAGCAGGAUCAGCCUUCGGAUUGAGAUUAACCCUGAGGAUGGUUCUACUGUCUUUGAUUUUGAAGGGACCAGUGAAGAAGUCUAUGGCAAUUGUAAUGCGCCGGCUUCGGUUACAUAUUCAGCAAUCAUUUACUGUUUGCGAUGCAUGGUUGCGGUAGAUAUUCCUCUCAAUCAAGGAUGCUUGUCACCGGUGACGAUCAAGAUCCCUGAAAAGUCAAUGCUUGCUCCUUCAGAGACUGCGGCUGUGGUUGGAGGAAACGUCUUGGUGUCACAGAGAUUGGUGGAUGUGAUUUUGAAAGCCUUCCAGGUCUGUGGUGCCUCGCAAGGGUGCAUGAACAAUCUGACAUUUGGUGUGGGCGGCAAGACCGUGGAUACUAAGACAGGUGAAACUAAGGUGGUGGAGGGUUGGGGAUACUACGAAACCAUUGGUGGAGGUGCAGGUGCAGGACCUACGUGGAAUGGACAAAGUGGUGUCCACACUCACAUGACCAACACUAGGAUUACUGAUCCUGAGAUCAUGGAGCGCCGCUACCCUGUCAUUCUACGUGAAUUCGCACUCCGCCAAGGAUCUGGAGGAGAGGGGCUUCACCCUGGUGGCGAGGGACUUGUUCGUAACAUUGAGUUCUUGGAGCCGAUGGAAGUAUCUAUUCUGAGUGAACGUCGCGUCUUCCAACCCUAUGGUAUGGCGGGAGGUGGGCCGGGUCAAUCUGGCAAGAAUCUGUGGGUACAAAAGCGCACGGUCCGUAAGAAGGACGGUUCGUUGCUUGCAGCUUCUGAAACUGAUACGUACAAGAAGGAUGAGAUAGAAACUGUAUACAGAACUGUGAAUUUAUCUGGAAAGAACACAGCGAAUGUAAGGGCUGGAGAUCGAUUGUUGAUUUGCACUCCUGGCGGUGGUGGUUGGGGAGCUAAGGAGGAUUCGUCUUCAUCAUCACAGUCUCAUUAUGUCAGUGGUAACUCUGUGCCUUCUACUCAGCAAGCAUACAUGCGAGGAAGCAUUAACGAAUAUCAGGCUCUUCAGGAAGCCAGUGUCUAAAUGAAUAAAUUAAUAAAUUAUAU
Messenger RNA from Lobosporangium transversale, 4205 nucleotides. Its product is annotated as Hydantoinase B/oxoprolinase-domain-containing protein. Gene Ontology annotation, molecular function: 5-oxoprolinase (ATP-hydrolyzing) activity. Gene Ontology annotation, biological process: glutathione metabolic process. Lineage: Eukaryota; Fungi; Mortierellomycota; Mortierellomycetes; Mortierellales; Mortierellaceae. Gene Ontology annotation, cellular component: cytosol. The transcript has 8 exons. The record is from RefSeq and is a predicted model, not a curated record. The coding region runs from base 97 to 4182 and encodes 1361 amino acids.